Molecule: messenger RNA, 1497 nt
Organism: Colletotrichum karsti
Lineage: Eukaryota; Fungi; Ascomycota; Sordariomycetes; Glomerellales; Glomerellaceae
Product: C6 zinc finger domain protein
Exons: 4
Coding region: 1-1497 (498 amino acids)
Biological process (GO): regulation of DNA-templated transcription
Cellular component (GO): nucleus
Molecular function (GO): zinc ion binding; DNA-binding transcription factor activity, RNA polymerase II-specific
Source: RefSeq, a predicted model, not a curated record
AUGUCCGCAGCAGACCCCUUGGUCGAGUCGGAUCCAGCGGACAAGUCCCGGCAAAAGAGCUGCAACGCCUGCGUACGGAGCAAGCGUCGCUGCGACAAGCGGACCCCGCGCUGCACCCGCUGCGCAGAGAAGAACUUCUCUUGCGUGUACCAGAACCUGCCCCCAUCCGGUGGUGGUGGUGGCGGUCCAUCGUCGUCGGCCGGCGAGGAUCCGCUACAGGCCAUGGACCUCGAAGACAAUACCACAGCCCACCACCUCCCCCCGGCACCGCAUCCCUUCGACUUCAACACUCUCGACAGCAGCCCUUCGGGAUCAACGCCGGGGACGUACAUCAACGGGACUCUGGUCUUGAACGAGCCUGAGACCAACGGUUCGGCAACCGCAACAACGACGACGGCGGCUUCGUCUUUGGGGCUGAACCUGGAUCCGAACAUGGGAUUCGAUUUCAACUCCGUCAUGGACUUUCUCAAUGCGGACCCGGUACAGGGGGGAGAGAUGCAGCUGUGGGAGACGCCGCAGGUCCCUACGGCGCCCAAGACGUUGGCGCCUGAUUUGCCGUAUAUGGGAUCCGUAUGUUGCGGGAUGGAGAGGGAUGACAUUUUGCCCCCCGUCCCUGACAAACAGCAAACUCAGUGCAUGUCGCAGGGAGACUUCCAACCAUGGCAGAUCCACGAGCCCGACUCGCGCAUCGGCUACAUGGUGAACUACAUCAAGGACCUGCACCUCACCUUCGCCCGGACCAAGCAGACCCCCUUCAUCCACCGCCACCUCUACCGCGGCGUCCACUCCACCCCGCGGCCCCUCCUCGCCGCCUACACCGCCAUCUCCGCCUACGCCGGCCGCACCGACUCGAACCGCGGCUGGGCCAUCCGCGCCAUCUGCGAGGGCGCCGCCGAGGUCCUCAAGACGGCCAAGGACGCCGCCGCCAGCGCCGCCAUGACGGGCCACGAGAAGCUCGCGCGCGCGCAGGCGCUGUGGCUGCUGCAGACGAUUCGGUGUUUCGACGGGGACGUGGCGCUGAGGGCGCAGGCGGAGAGGGACAUGGGCGUGUUGAAGAGGUGGUUGACGGAGUUGGAGGGGCUGAGGGAUAACCUCGACGACGUGCAUUUGUUGGAUGACUUGGCGCUGAGGCAGAGGCCGCCGAGGUCGUGGGAGGUUUGGGUGUUUAAUGAGUGUGUCAGGAGGACGGUCUUGAUGGGGCAUAUUUUUACGAGUUUGUUUGAGAUUUUGAAGGCGGCUGGUGAAACUGAACCAAGUGUUGCGAACUGGAUGGCGCCACACCGCUGGACAUUCUCCAAGGGACUCUGGGAUUCCCAGUCGUCUCCUGCGUUCUUCUCGGCGUGGAGGGAGAAGCCAUUGUUCAUGAUCAAUAGCUUCUUCGUGCAGGAGGUUGCGAAGGUUGCGAGGCCGGUUGACGUUGAUGAGUUUGCGAGGUUAUUCCUUACCAUUAACUUCGGUGUCGAGGAGACGAAGCAUUUCAUGCUUGAGGCUUCUUGA